AUGGCUGGCUUCCUGUCAAGAUUUUUUGAGAAAUUAAAAUCUUGGAUAGCGUGGUCCUGGACAUAUUUAUGGGCUGUUUGGUUUAUUCUUGUUAUGUUUGUAAUUUACAUCUUAAGAGGGCCACUUAAAUUAAGUAAGUUUUACAAGAAUUUAAAUCAGUUCGUGUAA
This is a messenger RNA of Lottia gigantea (owl limpet), 168 nucleotides long. RefSeq lists its product as hypothetical. The record is from RefSeq and is a predicted model, not a curated record. Lineage: Eukaryota; Metazoa; Mollusca; Gastropoda; Lottiidae. Bases 1 to 168 code for a protein of 55 amino acids. The transcript has a single exon.